GAUCUUGCAAUGAGAUGGGUUUGAAUUGAAAACCUGAGAAUUAUAUUUAAGGUAAAUACUAUUUAUUAAAUAUCACAAUCUUUGCUAUUUGUGUAGUUUAUUUAAAUCAAUUGACCUGAUUUGUGAUAACCUUUGUUUAGAAAUUAAAACUUCGUUAAUCUCUAUCAAAAACAAUGAUUGAUGAAGUGUUGUUGGAUUUACUGCACAUUGAACUGGUUAAUACUUUAGUAACACCCUCAUCAAACAAAUCGGAAUUAAACGUUACUGAGUUGGAGAAUGUUGGUCAUAGCACUGGUUAUAGAUUAAUUGAAAGAAUAACCAAAGACUCACAUCGAUUCAAAGAUGAAUUGGAUAUAAUGAAAUUCAUUUGUAAAGAUUUUUGGUCUGUUAUUUUCAAGAAACAAAUCGAUAAUCUAAGGACAAAUCACCAAGGAAUCUAUGUUUUACUUGAUCAUCGUUUCCGUUUUAUCAGUAACAUUUCAUCGUCUAAACAGUUUAUUGAAUUAAUGCCCAAAUAUUUGGCAUUUUCUUGUGGUCUGAUUCGUGGAGCUCUGGGAAACCUCGGGUUCAAUGCUAUUGUGACAGGCGAAGUUGUGAAACCUCCAUCAUGUAGAUUUCAAGUUCAAAUAAACAAAACAUGAUCAUGUGUUUGUCUUAGGAAAAUUUUAUAACCGGACAAAUAUCUUUAUUAUCAAUCCUGGAACAAUGUAUUGUCAUCAAUUAAUAGCAUAUUUUAUUUUGUAACCAUAUUCUAUUUGAAUGAAGAGAAUCCCAAAAUCCUAGUCUUUUCAUCUAAUGAGCUAUUUGUUGAAUUACAAAGUGGGACUUAAUGCUUUAUACGCCGUUUAUCUUGUCUGAUUGCCUCAAUUGUCAAUAAAACUGGAAAAUAAUUUAUAUAA
This is a messenger RNA of Tetranychus urticae (two-spotted spider mite), 899 nucleotides long. It is a transcript of the gene Trs33, whose product is annotated as trafficking protein particle complex subunit Trs33. The record is from RefSeq and is a predicted model, not a curated record. Gene Ontology annotation, cellular component: trans-Golgi network; TRAPP complex; cis-Golgi network. NCBI's taxonomy places the organism in Eukaryota, Metazoa, Arthropoda, Arachnida, Trombidiformes, Tetranychidae. Gene Ontology annotation, biological process: regulation of GTPase activity; endoplasmic reticulum to Golgi vesicle-mediated transport.